Strongyloides ratti is the source of this 540-nucleotide messenger RNA. RefSeq lists its product as hypothetical. The coding region runs from base 1 to 540 and encodes 179 amino acids. NCBI's taxonomy places the organism in Eukaryota, Metazoa, Nematoda, Chromadorea, Rhabditida, Strongyloididae. The transcript is spliced from 2 exons. The record is from RefSeq and is a predicted model, not a curated record.
AUGAUCUUUAGGGCUGUCAAUGAUAAACCAGAAAUGGUAAUAAAAGGAUACAACUCUACAUCAUUAUCGCUUAAUAAUAUGGAAAUUAAUGCUAUCAAAUCUGACUAUUUGAAAAAGCAUCUUGCAAUCCAACUUCUUUUAACAGAUCAAUCAAAUUUCCAAGACUUUUACAAAGAUGAGAAAAUCUUAAUUAAUAAUGUUAUAUUAAAAAAUGAUGUAGUUAAAGAAGUACCAAACUCCAACAAAAUUACUAAAGACUCCUUCUCAUUAAAUGGAUAUGGACUUUCAAAGUUUUCUUAUAACUUUGGUUAUAACAAAAAAACAAUUAACCUAAAUGAAUUGAAUGCCAAUGGAGUAGCAAAACAUGGUUUAAUUCGUUCCGGUAGCUACGUCUUCACAUCAAAUGUUGAAGAAUUCAAUACAUCUUUAAAUUGUACUUAUAAAACACCAAAUGGAGAAGCUACUUUUAUCCACUCGUUUUACAUAAGAAUAAAACAAGUUUUGAAAUAUAUGAAAAUGGAAAAAAAUAUUCAAAUGUGA